Molecule: messenger RNA, 860 nt
Organism: Emericellopsis atlantica
Lineage: Eukaryota; Fungi; Ascomycota; Sordariomycetes; Hypocreales; Bionectriaceae
Exons: 2
Coding region: 81-638 (185 amino acids)
Source: RefSeq, a predicted model, not a curated record
ACCAAGCACGCAGCAACUUCACAUUCUUCACAUUCUUCUCUAAUUCAAACUGAAUAAGCUCAGCUCUACCGCUUUGAACCAUGCAUUCCGUCCUUAUUCCAGGCUUGUUAGUCAUCUUGCCGGCUCUAGCUGAGGAGCUUCGCGCUGCAGAUGUUCCUAAGGCCUGUGAAACAAUUUGCGGGCCCAUCGUCGAGCUCACCAACACUUGUGAUAUCGACCCCAGCGAGGCAAAUGAUGGCAACGAUGAACGAAAGAAGCUGCGCCUGCGAGGCACUGAGGAGGAUGAAGACGGAGAUGAAGCUAUUGAGGCAGAAUGCAUCUGCAAGAACACGAGCUUCGAUGUGGCCAACAUCAUGGCGCUGUGUGCCAGCUGCAUUGCUCAAAAUGGAGGAACGACAGAAGAUGCUGAUAAGAUCAUGUCACAAUGCUCUUUCUCGUCCACGUCGUACGCAUUAUCGGCAACAAUCGCGGUAAAGGAAGUCCAAGUGGAAGCUACGAAGCCGGCGACUGCGCUUGGAAGUUCGACAACGGACUCUAGCUCACCAUCCAGCCCCGCUGAUGAGAGCAAUUCGGGACGACUGGCGGUUUCGCUUGCAGCGGUCGUGGGCAUUAGCUUCGCGACCUUGAUGGUUCUGUGAUCAAACCCGAGUAAGCUCUUCAGACAAGAUUGGUUCAGUUUCAACAUGCCGCAGGCGGCAGACUCCGUGGGCUUUGUGCGCUAUGAGCUAGCUGGUUUGCUAGUCUGUGCCUCUUUCGGCACUGAUUUGUGAGCCCGUGCCAAGUACGAUUCUCCAUAUCUUAUCUCCGAGAUAGUCCAGUCCUUCAAACCAGUUAUGGUCUAACAAACACCAUUGUUUCAG